This is a messenger RNA of Myxozyma melibiosi, 3665 nucleotides long. Its product is annotated as AEX-3 domain-containing protein. Gene Ontology annotation, biological process: regulation of Rab protein signal transduction. Bases 65 to 3568 code for a protein of 1167 amino acids. NCBI's taxonomy places the organism in Eukaryota, Fungi, Ascomycota, Lipomycetes, Lipomycetales, Lipomycetaceae. Gene Ontology annotation, cellular component: cytoplasmic vesicle. The transcript has 4 exons. The record is from RefSeq and is a predicted model, not a curated record.
CUUUUUCAUCGCAGGCGUCGACCAUGACGGUCUUCGCGCGUUCACCGAAUCCGCGCACCAGCAGAUGCUGCAGCAUGUCAAACAGCAACAACAACAACAACAGCAGCAGCAGCAGCAGCAGCAGAAGACCGACCGCGACCCGCUGACACUUACCAGAUCCGCAGGUCAUGUGCGCGAUCGGUCGUCGGUUGAUUUGAAAACAGUGCAGGACGUCAUUCAGGAAGAUGUCGUGAAGCAGAGUCCUGAGCAGCUAGCUUCUGCAUCUCUCCCUGAUUCGGCGGGAGAAAGCUCACAGCCUUCUCCUGCGCUCGAGAGCAACAAUUUAGAAAAGAAGAUGGAAAACGAAAGUCUGCCGACUUCUCUCUCGCCAUCGCUCUCGCCUACAGUGUCCGCAUCCAUAACCGCAAACCAACGCGUCGCCGCACUAAACACAGCUGCAGAAGCUAUCCUCGCAAAGAAAACGACCUCGCCAAAACUCCCUCCCGGCUCAACAUCUCCCGCGACAACCCCACUAACCUCCUCCCCCGCCACCCCCUCCUCCACCUUCUCCUCCUCGCCCUCGUCCCCCCUCCGCCGCUCUCCCGCAACCCGCCGCAUGAACGCCAAACCCCGGCACCCCGCCUCCCCCGCGCUCUCCGACCCGCGCAGCCACGCGCGCAAGAUCUCAGACUACGAGUCCGUGAUCCCUGAUCCGGAGCCGAUCGCGUGGUCGCCAAACAUGCACCCGCUCGACCGCAAACUGGAUCCCGUGCUGCUCGACGUAUAUCCGCGCGACGAGUCGCUCGCGCGCGAGAGAGGGAAUAUGCCGGUUUAUGUGCCGAUGUUUGCGUUUCCGAAUGAUGUGCAGGUUAAGCUUGCUGAUAAACGACCACGGAGUACAUGGCAUCACUUUGUCAUGACGAACCAAGACGGCGACAAACGGUACGGCACAUGCAUCACAGUCUGGCUACCAACGACCAAGAAAAUCGCCGACUCGAUCGAGAACCUGAGCAAGAUCUGGCGCACAAACUACAUGCCCGGCUCCGAGCGCGAGUUCGCCGCAAGCCUAACCGACCGGCUCGCGAGCGAGCGCGCAAAGCUCUCGGAGCUGCAGACGACGCUGGCGGAAGUGGCCGCCGACGCCGAGAUCUCGGUGCAGAGCCCGGACGAGCUCGCGGAGGAAAUCACAGAGACGGAGGAGCGGAUAAACAUGCUGAUCGCGCUCCUGAAACCGAUCCGUCUCGGCGCGGCGUCAGCGAUCCCCGGUGUCUCGGAAGAGUCGGGCAUGUGGGUACCCCGCGUGUACGGCUUACUUUCGCGCGACGAGAAUACGUGCGGGUUCAGGUUGGACUGGCUCAAGACUUUGGUCUACGGCGAGGCGGUCGCGAACGAAAAGAAGAUCAGCAGUUUGCCGUGGACGCAGCAUCGCGUGCCGAUGGAGUAUGCGGUCGCGCAGUUGCUCGGGAAUCCGCCUUUGAUUCAUCCGGGGGUGCAGCUGAAGGUUGAUAUCGGAUUAUUAACUCUAUAUGCGAGAAGCCAUGCCGAUAACGAGCUACCCGGAUCGCGAGAUACCGACCUCUACGCCCUCUUCCGCUGCCUGAGUAUAAAAUCCAUCGUCGAACUCUUUGAAGCCGUACUCGCCGAAUGCCGCAUCAUCUUUGUCUCCAGCGACCUAGGCAUGCUCACCCCCGCCGCCCGCGCAAUAAUUUCCCUCCUCUUCCCUCUCAAAUGGCAAUCGGUCUUCAUCCCCGUCCUACCCGCCCGUCUCGCGACCUGUCUCGAGAUGCCGGUUCCCUACAUCAUCGGCGUGCAUCGCUCAGGCGCCGAACUACCCCUUCCCGACGACGACUUUGUCCUCUGCGAUCUCGACGCCGACGCAAUCUUCUCGUCCUCGACGCCUCCACUCCUUCCAGUCCCAGUGCGGACAAAACUACAAACCCUACUCGCGCUCAGCGCGCCGCUACAUUCGGCCCCGUUCGACGUCGCCAGAGGCACGCCGCGGUACGUGUCUGAAACCUUCCCGAUGAACCAGCACGUACUCCCCGACCCGGCAAUCAUCUCCUCUGUCGCGCCGCCGUUGUCGCUGUUCAGGCUCGUGGCCGAGAGCUCGUCUGCGUACCAUAGUUUCGACACCGAGAUGCUGCGGUGGGCGCCGAUUAUGAAUGCAUGUGCGGCGAGUACUCGGGCGAAGCUGAGUAGGUCGCCGGCGGUAAAUAGCGGUUAUAAUCAGUACCCGCGACUUGGCGGUAAACGACCGCAAAGCGAACAACCACCACCACCACCACAACAACAACAACAGCAGCAGCAGCAGCAACCGCUUCCGAUCGCGAUGACGAAUCCGGGGCCGAAGAAAACGCACACGAGAAAAGCGAAUUCGGUAUUCAGUUUCGCGUCGACGCUGAGGUCAAAAGGAUCGAGCGAGUCGCCGACCACGAGUCCCGUGAAGAAACGACAGAGCGCGCCGUUGACAAUCACGCCAAUGUUUGAUUCCAGCGAGACACCUGCUGGUUCUGUAGACGGUGGUGAGAGUACUAGGGGAAACUCGCAAUCGGUGCCGUCGUCGGCGGCGGCGAGUCCGCGCUCGUUGUUGAGGAAUUCGACGUUUGGAAGUAUCGCGUCCGAGUCGUCGAGCGUCAGCCAUCGGAGUUCGUUGUCGUCAAUUACCACGAACGAGACCGAGACGGCUGUAGGUUCGUCGACGCCCGCGUCCCCAGCACUGCCCGCGAGCCGGUCACAGUCGCCUUCGGAACGGCCCGAGAGUCAGACCGUCGAAGGCCACUUCCUCUUCUCGCAGUCGUACUUUGACGAGCCGCCGGCGCAGGACGUGGUCUGUGUGAUUUGUCUGCAGAACGAGGUGCCGGACUCGCAGCUGUUGACGUGCAAGACGUGUAGACUGCAUGUGCACAGCGGCUGCGCAAAGAGUAUCGUUCUGCCGUGCACGCCGGCGACGUUCCAUCCGCACCGGGCGCGCGCGGCGUUCGUGCGCGCGAUGGCGGCGCUGCUGUCGGGAUAUCGCAAGCAUCUGGCUCCGGUUUCAAAGACCUCGCUUGAGAUAGAAGACGAUAGGCCGCCGCCGCUUUAUAAGUUCAAUCAGACCGAGUUUCUGGGGCGACUGCCGAAAGACCAUGUGCCGUACGUGCGAUUCCUGCUCUCGACGCAGGCAGGGGCGGAGUUUAUCGACGAAGUAGAGCAUCGUCCUCGUCCCGAGCAACAGGAUCAUCGCAACAAUAGCAGCAGCGGUAAAAACAUGUUUGGCAACCCGGUCACCAAACUCGACCGCAUCGGUGUGUUCGACGCAAUAGUCGAGGCACGUCGCAAGCGCGGCCUGAAGGGGCGCGUGCGGGGAGGCACGGCUGGUGGCAGCGAGUCUGCGGAAGUACUGGGCGAGCAACCGCCCGGAUCAUGGCGCACGGUCGAGGUGCCGAUGGUGGGCUCGAGUCAAGGAUAUGCGUCUGCGGUGGAUGCGAUGGCGCGGUCUGCGCCGACGGGGCGGUGGCCUGCGAGGUUGGACGCGGACGUGCUGGAGACUUGUGGGGGUACGGCAUCUACGAACGGGCAGGCGAGUUUGGGACUGGGUAUUGUUUUGUAGACAUUGCAUUAGACUAUUAGGCUAGCUACUUAGACUUUAAAAACACAAGAUAUCAGAACAUCUCAUCAGAGCAAAUAAAGAAGGUAGAAGAGUACAC